AGUCUGCGCUGUGAGAGUGUUCGCCAUGACAGUAUCGCGUCCAGUUCAGCGCGUGUAUGGUUUUGGAAGAACAUACAGCAAAUAUUGUGAGAAACGUGUGUAUCGAAGUUAGGCAGUGAGACACGUUUUUGUGUCAGCAUCUCAAGAAGAAUGUGGCGGGUUUAUAACCUGCAGACACGUGGAUACUGUUGUGCAAACAUGUGUUGUAAUAUAAACUUUUUGUCGUAGUACUGGAGGGAUCCAAACCGAGUGAAUCUGUACAUUAAUAAGGUUCGAAGAAAAGAAACGAAAACGUGGGAGUAAAGUGCGGGUAUAUGCAGCUGUCUUGACGUGUUUUAUCAACUUGUAAACCGGAGCAGAACUUGGGCGUUGUAAGUUGUUUUGAUUACACGUUUCAGUACUCGAAUGGUCAGUGUUCUUGUGUCCCGGAUUUAGUGUAUGAAGAAGAGAAGGGUUUGUGACCGGGCUGUUGUAAUCUCAGCAUAUCACUACAACAUUUACAGGAAUGUUAUGGAGCGUACGAAGCCAGUUCUAUCGAACUCUGUAUAGAAGAUUUUUGUUCCCGGAUUAAGAACCAUUAUUCAUAAACGGUGAUGUUUUAGAACGGAUUAUUUACUGUUAUGCAUAAUGGUGAUAAUAGCCCGAAACAGGGAAGUGAAGUGUAUGUAUGGUUUUCUGACGUCAGAUGCAAAUUUAGAUGUUAUUCAGAGGAAUUCGCUUAAUUUUAUGACGAAUUUAAGCUACAUAAAACGGUUAUUAUAAUUACCACAAAAUAUCUGUCCUGAGAAACCUGUGUAUUUUUGUGAUUCCGGUAAUGUUACUUGUCUUCCUUUUUAAAAUAUCUUCACUACCCUAGGAGGCAGCUAAAAUCUUAUCUUCCAUUGUUAUUCGAAAAUACAUAUAGAAAAUCGCAUCGGAUAGAAAAGCAUUGUGAGGCAAAAUUUGAUACUUUAAAAGUGCGACAUUGUUAUCUGACAUUCGCAGUGACCUCUUCUACGAAGCUAGGAAGUGAUAUGAGUGAUACAAAGUGUCUCCAAUCAGAUGCCGUCAGGGAGUGUUUAUAACAUGAAAGCAUUCUGAGGGGGUACAGACUGAUACUUCAGAAUGUUUGGAACUUUGGUCCAACGCCUCCAAUCUCUGAGCCCUUUGGGUUCGCCCAUUACAAGUCCUGUAAGCUCACCGAAACCUUCACGACAUCGCUACAAGAGCCCCUCGAGGGGCCCAAGACGGCCUCCAUUAGCGCGCCAUAAGGAGGAAUAUCGGGAAGUUCAGUCCGAUCCAGAACUAGAUGAAAUUGACACCGCGAAGAAGUAUGGCCGCACAAGUCGCCACCUGCUGGACAAGCGAAAGAACAAGUCACGUGUUUCCGCCCGCACCGAACCCGGGAUAAACAACAACAUGUAUACAGAACGUUCUGGAUUUGCCCCGCUCCAAGGAUCCAAGUCACUGGGUAGAGUGGAUGGGCUCAAAGAGUAUUCAGAAUGCAGCAUCUUGCCGGUGGCUACAGAAACACCUUGUUACUCCUAUAUUACAUCGCUGCAAUGGCAGUUCAGCUGCUCCAGUGAGGUUCUCAGCCGUUUACUUCAUGUGUAUAACUCUGCUGUUGGUUCUUAGAAUAAACGAGGAUAAUUUCCUUUAACGCUUUCUGCCAAAUUA
This is a messenger RNA of Cryptotermes secundus, 1656 nucleotides long. RefSeq lists its product as uncharacterized. The coding region runs from base 1105 to 1614 and encodes 169 amino acids. The record is from RefSeq and is a predicted model, not a curated record. Lineage: Eukaryota; Metazoa; Arthropoda; Insecta; Blattodea; Kalotermitidae. The transcript has 2 exons.